Xyrichtys novacula (pearly razorfish) is the source of this 20865-nucleotide messenger RNA. Lineage: Eukaryota; Metazoa; Chordata; Actinopteri; Labriformes; Labridae. The record is from the annotation of a GenBank genome assembly.
GUCAGCCUCAGGACUCAGUCUGGACCAGGAUAAUUACUGGAAACCCUAAUGGGGGCAGGGAACGUGCUGGCUGUAAAUGGUGCUUUCUUUAGGUCUGAUUGGGCUGGACCACUCCCCUUGUUGCUUCUUCAUUGGCCCAAACCAACAUCAAUCUGUUACUCACAGGUCCCCCUCAAGUUUGAAACUUUUUUUUACGAGUAGGAGGAGGAGGAAUCGGAUUACAAGCAACUCUUGUAACCGAUCUCACCGCAGCCGAGAGAAGAAAACACUCUUUCAAUAAUUUAAACAUCUGUGCCUGAUACACAGUUUCAGAACAGAAAGCAACAGCAAUACAAGAGGAGGACGUGUUUUUUUUCUCCCUUAUCGAGAUCCAACAAAACAAGCCGACAAACAUGCAGUGAGGCGGCUGCUCCGUGAGUCUGACUGCUCUGCUGCCAGGAUGUGAAGAGCUGAGAGGGUUUUGUUCAGAUUGUCUUGUAGGCUGACAAACUCCUGUAUCCCUGUACUGAGCUGACAGAAAGGUGAGUUUACCGGCUGAACUUAAGGCUCCACUGGUUUCUAGUGAAACAUCUCGACUAACAACCGACGGUCAGAGAGGCCUGUGGUCACAUCACCUCUUCUCUUAUUAAGACAUCAAACUUGUCAACACAGAGCAGCUUUUUGAACACUCAAUUAACAAACUGAAACAGGAUUAACUCAGCUUUGUUUAGAGUCACUUUACCUCUCAUAGCAGACUGUGAUUCACACAGACAUAGCGGAAGUCAAUCACCAGUUUAUUAGUCAGGAUGUGAGUCAAAUAUCGCAUUUUUGCAACAAAUGGUAACAAAAUGGCUUCAGUUUGUGGUGCUAAACAGCGCCAUUAUAGACCACAACCAGUAAUUAUAGAAAUAAACCUGAGUCAUGCUGUGAUAUCUAUGCAUUAACUUUAGUUUUGAACCCUAGAACACUAUCACUAAAAUAAGUAAUACCAUCACUAUCGAAAUAAUAUACCCAAGAAAAAGUAUUUGUCAUCAAAAUAGGACAAUACAUGACAAAUUAAAGUAGUUUUCUUUUCUUUUCUUUUUAACUGUGCAAUGUCCAAAGAGAGGAAAAAAGUGCCAUGAGGGGACUGUAUAGAAAUGCAACAAAAUGACUGAAAUCAGGCAUUCAUGAACAAAAAAAUUCCUAAAAAAUAUAUGUGUAUAUCGAAACUGUAAACUCAGUUUCUUUUCCACCUACUCCUGGGGCAUGUGAGUCUCUCCUGGUGAAGACUCAGGGUCCUUGGCACAAUAACAGCUGCAUGAGGACAGAGAACCAAAAUAUGGCAUAUUUUGAGUGAGUAAAAAUAACCAGCUGACUAAAAUAUUUUUUUAUCACCGUAUGAAUUCCCUUGAAAAUCACUACUUUGUGAUAGUUAUUCAUAACCACUGCGCUAAAUAAGGAUAGCAUUCAAAUUCCUGCAAAUUCUUGCCUUAUUUGUCUACAUACAGCUAUCAAAGCUACCUAAACCUACUUACCCUCUAUCUAUCUGGGUGAAAAUCCCCCGAACAUGUGACGGUAGGAAGAAGCAGGUUUUGGAUCAGGGAAACAAAUAUGCCUUCAAAGAUGUCAAAGACAAUGACCUGUGAUACUCAGACAAAUGCAACAUAAUGAAAAUCACGUAAACGUGUUUGGUCGGGUGAAUAUCACCCGGUGAUGUUGUUCUAGGGUUAAGCAGCUUUUAUUCAUUCAGGUCAAGAACUUGCCAAUGAAGUUUUUCUUUCAUAGAAGCCAGCAGUGGAUUACUGAGAAAUUUACUAAUCAGUGAGAAGUUAUUGAUGAGUAAUGUGAAUAUUGCAGAACAGCUGAGCUAACCAUAUUGAAUGUCACCUAAAAGCAAUGGUUGAGUUGAUCAUAUUUCAGAUGGUAGUCUACUUGAACUAAUUUUAACCCAGUUUCAGUGUCAGGGUAUUUUGAAAGUUUUAAACUAAGUUAUCAUCUGUUAAAAAAAUAAACUUGAAUAUUCCCUUUGGCAUGUCUUGUUUGUGAAGAAAAGAGAUUAUAUAAAACCCGGAGCAACAAACAGAUCUUAGUGCAACCUUUUGACGCUGUGUGUUUUUUGAAUGUCUUGUAUUUUACUUUUGCGGUGAAUACACAAAGUCGACACUGAGUCUUUGUGGGAAAAGUGUAGGAACAAGAAUGAAGGCAGAUUAAAAAAGGCUUUUCAUUCUGCUGGAUUGAAGGCCUUAUAAGCCCCCUCAUAGCUCCAGUCUGUACCCAGCCCAGACUGAAGUGGGUGCAGAUGACAUAUGUUUUGCAAACACUGAUAUGUUUUGUAACACAUUGCUGUGUUUACAUUGUAAAGCCUCCCUCCAGAACAAGGCUGGUGGAGUGGAUGAAUGGUUCCACUGUGCAGCCGGGGCUCUGGCAGGUAGCAGCACACAUUAUCAUGCACAGCCUCAACAGACAUGUCAAAUGAAUUAUGGUCCUGGAUCAGAACUCAGAGUUGCCUCUCUCCCUGCAUUAGCCGUAUCAGUGAUGAUAUGAUUUUCCUUUUUUUGGAUCUACUUUAUUCGGAUACUGUGGCUUUUUUGUGGCUUAGUUAUGCUCCUUGAGCUUCUGCAGGGUCAGAAACUAUCAGGGAAAUCUGUUUGCAGCUCUUUGCAGUAGUCAUCGGGGUGGUUUUUAAACCACACAUGCCAAAAAUUUCCCAGUUUUAGUCCUGAAAUUAAGGAAAGAGGCAUUUGAUCAAAUGAAUGGCAAUUUGCAUGAAGUGUUAUAAGCUCUUGUAGGUUGUAGAGGAUAUAUAUUUUGCUCCUUUUUUGAACACUUGAAGUGCUAACCCAGUUGGUGACUCAUUCAUAAGACUAAAAGCCUCAAGGGGAAGUUUCAUAUACUUGGGUUUAAUGCUGCUGUACACCACACAAGCAACUUUAAGGCCCCUAAUUAAGAAGGAGACAGCUAUGAUACUUUUUUCCCUCAACAUUUUGACAUUUAGCUCCCUCCCAAAAAAUUUGCCGAUCAAUUAGAUAAUCAAUGAUGCAUUUAAUCCCAGAUUGCAACCCUGAAAAUGAAGCCAAGAGUUGCCUGAGAAUGCAUAAAAAAUGUAGCGAAGGUGAAAUACAGUAAAGUAGAACAAUUAAAGUGAGUUUAUUUUAGAUUUCAUCCUUGACUGCCUCUAAUGAGUAUUUGCUUUUCAUCAUUAAUUAUAGCUUUGUGCCUGACAACAGCUUUAUUAUAGUUUCAGCAGAGGCACAAUGGGAUUCUGAAAGACAAGAAAUAAUAAUAACUGUCCAGUAGAAUUAAGUCCAUUCUGGUUAGCCUGGUCUAUGUAUAUUUCAGUGUAACUGUAUCUGCACUGCUGAUUCCCUCCUCUGUGUGUGUGUUAGAGAAGGACAAUACAGUCACGUUGCCAGACAUUCCCCAUGCAGUGUUAUUAAGGGCAGAGCUGGAAAUUGCGGCAGUAAUGCUAGAGACACAGUUGAGUCCUGCUGAGGGGGAUCCAUGGAAACUCACCGACAAGACACGAGAGGUGUUUUGACCUGCUUUUACUAGGCUGCAAAGUUCAGCCCACCAUACCAGGUGGCCUCCAGUUUCCGUGGAAACCCAAAACACACAGCGCAUGUGGCCUUGGCUAAAAGAGCAGAGCCGCCUGACCUGUAAAUAUCACAGCAUUGUUCGUAAUAGAGAGGGUGAAGGCUGUUGAUAUGAACCCCGAGAGCAGACUCAUGAGAUCCCUCUUCAGUCAUUUAUUAGUCACAGUCUUUUCCUCUUGUAUUGACCACCCUCCUGUUUUCACUGAUCUUUAUCCCUGCUGUUACCGCAGCCACUUAGACUGGUAUUUUUCACUCAAUUGACAUACUCGGUUAACAAAUUACACUCUCCGGGCUGCAAGUGAAUAAAAUUAGUUAUAAUGGUCGUGCUCUUAUGGUGGCCUUAAUUAAAAUGUCAAAGGCCCAGACAUCAAUCAUAGCUCGAGUUAGCACCUUGGAUAUGUCAUGCAUUGUGCUCUGAAAUGCUUAUUACAUUUGAGGCGAUGUGUAAUUAAAUGUAGGAUAUUUCACGGUGCACUAGUCUGAAUGCUCUCAGAUAUGAAGAUGUCUGCACGAAACAUUGUUAUUGCUUGAAAAAAUGUUGUCGGUGAGUGUUGUGUUGGUUGGCUCAGCCUCAGGCAGCACAGCAGCUCCUGUAUUCCCAGUCUUCAUAUACAUGCAUAACGCUGGCUGACAUUGCAGAGUUAACGUCAGCGUGCAGCAACUGUCUCCUACUGUAUCUGCUGCCAGUCGAGCAGGCUUUAUUCCGCCUGUCUCACACUUCUGGCCCAACCUGUUGCACCGUAGUCUGCUCCCAUUCGCCCCGGGUCUAUUUUAGUCCAAAUCGGCAGGCUGAAUUAUUAAUCUGCGAUCCAUUAUAUAGCGAUGUGUUAAUUAUUAAUUUUGCAGCAGGCCCUGGCAGAUCUGAGAAAACCUAAAAAAAAAAAAAAAAAAGGAGUAGGAUGGGGCAGGAUGUCUGAGCAGGAGGUACUGAUUGCCUCCUCUCUCAGCAAAUCUGCACAAAUCUUCACAAGAGACGACUGUGUGGGAAGAUGAGAGGAAACAUCAUACAAAGAUCUAGUAUUUUAUCCCAAACCCGCACAAUCACAUUUGUGCAUCAUUUACACAUUGGAUGCAGUUAUGGCGUGCAUGUCAAAGCUGCUGAACCAGACCAGCGUAUGUACAAAGAAACGAUUACACCAAUACAUAAGGGUUUGACAUAUAGAACUGUAGACGGAUAUACUCUGUUCCCAGCAUUGGCUCUCUUUAUUAGCAGUCAGUGCCUCCUCUGUUAUGCAACAUCUCAGGAGAAAGAGUGAGACAAACACCACCAAACUUGAUGAAAGAUGGAAUUGCAGCAUUCACUUGUCCUGAAAUCCUGUUGUUGAUUCCCUCAUAGCGGAGUGGUUCCAGCAUCGGUGCUCGUUUGAGUGGUUACUUGUCCUCUCUGAACACAAAGCACGGAUGUACCUUAUAUAACAAGCAGGAUUGUCUAUUGUUUCUCAAAGUGGAGACCGGUUAUAUCAUACAGCUGGGUAAGAUCUGUUAAGGAUAAAGUUUUCUGUUUUAAGAUAUUCUGAUUAGAAUUCCCUCUAAUGACAUCCAAACGCUUUUAGUCUUCAUUAAGGUGCUAUAAUGAAACUUUCUCCGGAAUAAUUAUACUCUUCAUUUACUUCAGCGUUUAUUCUUUCAGGGAGUGGUUCCUGCAGACUCACUCCACACUUCUUGCACGGUGGCUGCUUUUUAUUUACCCUUUACUCGUGGGAGUUCAACCAAAAGGCAGCAAAACAAAUACAAUAUGUUCAGAGAGUGUACACAGUUCAGUAAGAUCCAAUCCUGACGCAACUGCCUUGUAAUAAAUAGACACUUUAUAGGGCUUAUCAUGUUUGGCUUUUGUUGGCACUGUGUUAGUGAGGAGUUCAUGUAAGUCCUUGUAGGGGGGUUUUAUUAGAAAGUCUCUGUAUUAUUAUAUCUGCCCUUUAUGUGGUGUGUCAUGUAGAAUCAAAACACAUAAGAACUACACGACUCAGACUGUAUUAAAAGUUAACAAAACUCUAACAGACAUGCAAUGGUUAUUGACGGUCAGAAUAAAAACUAGUACUACUUUUAAUAAUCAAUUUGUAAGUCCUUGAAGCGACCUCUCAGCUGAGACCAUUUUCUGUUCAUCUUUGUCCUUUUUAUUGUAAUUAAGUUUUAGGUUGUUGUCCACUGAAAGAAGCAAAGUAGUUGAUCUUAAAAACACCAGAAUAUUAGGAUUUUUUAAAUUAUUAUUUAUAUUUUUGCCAUCUUUGUACCUGAGAUGAUAGUCAAGCAUUAGCAGGUACUCUCUAUUCUUCUGGUAUCAGUGUGAUAAAAUACUUUUUGUUAUUAUUUUGUUUGGAAAAAUGGAUACUGUUAACUUUCAACAAGCAUCACAAUGCUUUUGGUUUGUCAUCUUCACUUGAUAGACACGUGGAUUUGAGGACUGAAAAAUAAGGGCCUGUCUCCUUUGGUGCUGUUUUUUAGCUGGCGACCUCAAUUUCAAAGCAUUUCUCACUGCCUUGUAUUGUUGAUUACAAUGAUAACGAUGUGACGUUGGCAUGACAGUAAACAUGAUGAGUGUGUUCUUGUGCUAAGGACACUUGACUGCUGAACUGCUGAACUGUGUUGGUUUUGCCAAGAAAACAUGCUGCAAACUCAAAAAUUGCAUGACUGGAGAUAAGCCCUAAAUUAUGGUCCUCUAUUUUGCAUUGACUGACGUGUUUGCCAAUGUUUGAUACCAGAUUUUAGUGGUAGCAGAGGCCAGUACAGGGGCAAGUCUAAGAAAUACAAGAAGUUUAACUUAACAAAAGUGAAUGUAUUCUAUGUCUUUUGUACUGAACUGAAUCUCUUUUGUUAGCCAGAUAAAUAAGGCAGCUACAAUAUAUUUGCUUAAGUGUUCUGAGGUCAACAUAUUUUACCAAGUAUGGACAAAUAAGAAAUGAUAUAAAACUUAAGAGAUUAUUUGAAGUAUUGCAGUCAUGUCAUUUUCACCUAUUCAGAAUUGUAGGGAACAGCAGGAUGGAGACGAAAAGAAAAGGGUUCAAGGGCAGGAAGCAUCUCAGUUACAUAAUGUGACCUCUCAAUCACUGUUCAGGAAAUGCUAAUCCUUAUCAUCCACUCAGAGUAUUUAUGAUCGACUUCUGGUUUUGACUGAGUAUGUCGUGUACAUUAGAUUAAAAAAAACACAAGUGUGAAAAAGGAAGAAGUUAUUUUGGACACAGGUUAUGUUGAAAGCAGAUAAUUGAGGUUAUUUGAGUUGUCUGGCUCAUGAUUCAGGUAUGAUUUAUAGAGCUAGAGAGCAGUCAAUCUCUACAAAUACAGAGCUGCGCUCUGUAAUCGCCUCCAUCUUCCAGCAGUGAAGAUCCUCUCUGCUGAUGGAGUCGUCUCUGUCAGGGUCACAGUGCCCCAAUCCAUGUGACUACUGAUCCCUGAAGAGAAUGAAAGUCGUGACAUUUUCUGCUGCCAUCAACCAAUCACUUGUAAAAUGAUGUGUCAUGGAAAGUUCUGCCAUUUCUGCCAAAGCCUUUUUAGCAACUUGAGGUGGCCAAGUAUAUGAAGAAACCCAUUUUUUUUCAUUGGUUUGUCUCUAUAUGUGGACUGUUAUCAGUUUCUACCAUGCUGUCUAGCUUGGCAGCAGGUUUUAAAGAGGUUAUAUUUUGGGUGCUGUGGCGACGUCCCGUUCCUCAUCUAGCAUGAUGGCAUGGGUUAGUGUGGAAAGAAGCUACAGGUAUAUCUGAUUUUUUUCCUCUCUCACCUGUCACACCUAAGCUUUAGUUUGACUGAUAUGAGAGUACAGUGGAUGCAGAGGUUGCACCCUGGAUCUCAGCCAGUGCUCCCUCGAGGAAACUAGUGCCACGCUCUCACCCUGUUGGAUUUACUCUUAAUAUGAGCAGCCACGGGGAAAAAGAUGUUCAUGUACUGUAAAUAGCACUGAGCGGUUUGCAAUAACAAACUCCAUUUUGGUUUCAUAAAUUGGUUACUAAAUCAACAAAGACAUCAAAUGAAAUAACUGUCAGAAAACCAAUCACACACUGUUUGAUGUGGGGAUUUUCAGUUUCUGUACUUUCUAAUACCAAUUUAAUUUCCAUAUCCUCGGGUUUUGGACUGCUUGUAAGAUUAAAACAAGAAAUUUUUAAUUUAUCUUUUUGAGCCUUUUGAAAUUAUGAACAUUUUAUUACUCUAUUUUCCUGUUUUCUACCAGUGGUUUUCAGCUUCUUAUAAAGCCCUUUAAAAAGAAGUGAGUCCAAGAACACAGAUAAUAGUUUUAAGUUCCCAUGAAAUCAGAAUAUACUCAAGUUAUGCAAGUCUGAUGUCCAGAAUGAAGUGUAUGCAACCAUAUUCAUAAUGAAGAGCACAAAUAUUGUUGACGUCUAACCCUGUGCUCUGGGGCAUUUGCAAGUAUUGCAUGGGAUAAACAGGACAGUAUUUGUUGAACACACUAGUUUAGCCUACAUCAGCCCAUCUGCAAAUGUGCAGAUAAUGUUUGUAGACUAUAAGCUCCUUUCAGUGGUGUACAAAGUUCCUGAAAAUUUCCUGAAACUGCGUGAGUUAGCUGCACGUGUGAACACAAACAGCUGAGAUUUUCACCUCAACUUCACCCUGAAUUUUUCCUGCCAGCCCCUUGAUACAGUUUUGAUUAAAGUCCAGAGAAAGUGGUUGAGCUUGUGAGAAUACAGGGGAAUUCUUUUGGAUAUUUUACUGCAAGAAGCAGGAGGGGGAGAACGUGAGGAGUUUUGAUGUUUAUUGUGUGGCUGGUGUUCUGUCUAGUCUGGCUACUGGCUGAAAUAUGCUGCUGUCGACAAAUCAGUAACAGGUGGUCGGUUUGCACCAUUUAUUAAAGUUAUUAGGCCUUAAACAGGGAAAUGUACGUUAACUGUAAGAAUGAGGCAGCAUGUUUUUGUAUAUAAUUUGAAACUUUUAUUCAAAAAUUUAAGAGAAGUAUUUUUUCAGUGUGUCAGUGUUCCCUUUUAAACAUUGAAAAACAAUACCCUCAAGGGUAGGGCUAGGCAAGAAGCCGAAAAUUAACCGUUACUGAAAUUUACGACAAUAACCUAAGCCAUUUUGCCAUAAACUGUAUAUAGAAUGGAUGCCGUUUGCCUCCUCGCUGGGUCACUCCAAGUACAGCACCCUCUGGUGUCGGGCUGCAGUAAAGGUCAUAAAUCCCACCUCCGCCAGCAAAGCUUAUGGAGCUGUGGACAAACUUUAGAAAUUUAUUACACAGAAUAUACAUUUUUCUCCCCCCUGGUGCGGUGUUGACAUGUAAAAUAAUGACAAUAAAUGGUCCAGGGGAGUCAUACUAUCAACAUAACUGCCACAGCCACAUCUAUUGGCUAAACCUUUUUUGCGUAGGGGGUGCAGUGGAGUAGUUAUCGUCCAUUUAUCGUUAUCAAGGUGAUCUGCUCAAUAUAUCGUGAUAUUGAUUUGAGGCCAUAUCGCCCAGCCCUACUCAAGGGUGAUAAGAUUGACAUGCAGAGCUGGUAGUAGCACAUCUCAUGGGAAAUGUCAUUCCACAUAACACCUUUUUAACCUGCACAAUAAGUGAAUGUAGAAUGAAACUUUUAAAUAUAAACAUACUCAUGUUUAGGACAAGAUCAUCAAGGAGAUGAGGUAUACCAGGAUGCACCAAGAUUGUCAUCAACCAAAAAUUCCUCACAGGAGCUUCAACAACUUUUUUUUUGUACCUCUACAGCGGCCUCAUUUUCAGCCGCAGAGAUUGCCACUUGACUGCUGAUUCAGAGAGGAGGUUUGUACAAAAGUCACCUGUUAUGUAAACAGUGAUUUGUUGUCAAAUGUGUAAAGUAUGGAGUAAUUGCACAGCCUCUGAAAAAUAUCAGCAACGUGCAGUUUGCUAGACGUGUUCCACUGACAUUUAAAGAGUGACAGCUCACAACAAUUUAGGAAGAUCAAGUGUGAUUGCUUGUUUGAAAACCAGACACAAAGAAAAGAACCACGAGACACUUCUGUAUUGAAAUCAGCAGCAAAUCAUUUCAGCUUUGAUUAUUCACAACCUUAACUACAACUCCAAAUGUAGAACUUUAUCUGUAAUACGUCCUCCACAGGUGCCUGCCUUUACGGGAAAUGUAUAAAUGCAAAGUUAAAUAGCAGUCUGUUGGCCAUUUUGUCGUGGCAGCUCAAGCAGAGAAAUUUUGCUGUCAUUCCAAUGAUUGAAGGAGAAACAAUGUUAAAAAAAAAAACAUUAUUACACUCCACAGCUGUCAGGUUGUUAGAAGAAAUGCUUUAAAAUGGUGCUGCGGAUGAAACGCUGAUGUUACCACAUUUUAAUGCUGACGGUAAAAAUGCUAACAUUCUUUUGUUUAGCAGCUUAACCGGCAAUAGUAUUAGUUUGAACCGUGCAAGCAUACAAACAAACCCUCCACUCAGAUUGUGGCUUGGGUUGAUAGCAAAUUUACGGCAGUUUGAUUCGCAGGGUUAAACCUUAUUUGAGAAAACAGAAAAUGUGACUUGUGGAUCUCGGCAAAGUGAACACAAUUCAACCUGGGGGAGCAUAAAUGCCUGAACCAAACUUUGGAGAAAUCAAUUGCUGCUGAGACAUUUCAGCCCGGGCUUAAUGGGUGCACUGACCCUCGGUCAGGCCGACAUUUCCAUCCACCACACUGCUCUCCAACAGAGUGGUAACAACAAGCUGUAGACGUAGUUUUUUACAGCCCUUAUUCCCUACAUCAGUCUCAAAGGUCUCCACAACGGCUGCAUUGUUAAACCGCUAAAUGAAAACGACAGCCAGUGGGAGUUGUCAUCCCACGCAUUUCCCUUUUCCCCCAAAUGAAUUAGGAAAAAGCUUUUGGCUGAAAUGUCCCCAAUGCAAGCAUCAUCCUGCAUGCCCUGAAACUCAAAGAAGCCACACAAAUUAAAGCCAGAUAAUAAAAGGGCCUAUCCGGCUUCAUCUGACCCAGCUUCAAUAAUCCUCCAAGGACUAGAGAGAGGACAGCUGGGUUAUUACUUCGUCAUCACAGCUUCUUUUUUACCUCAAUCCCUCAGUCGGGAUGUCACGCAUGGAAGACAGGGCCGUCUGCACCUGCAUGAGGGUGUGAGAGUCCCUGAAUGCAUCACCAAGGCUGCCUCACUGUCACUAGACAUCCAUCCAACACCGCAGAGGAUCUGGUUUCAUUUCCAUGAGAUCUGUUUGCUCAGCUCGUGUCUUUGUGAGUGACUUUAUGCAGGCUUUUUUUUUUUUUCUAAGCCAGUUGAUGAUUUUGUAGCUCGUCUAACUGCUGUAAUUAUGCCGAGGAUCUGUUGGCGGCCGCAAUCUGUCUUUGUUUUUCAUUUUCAGCUGCUCAGCAAAGCAGACCUAUCAGUGAUGCAGAUGUCGGUUGGUGCGAUUGCUGCGUGCAGUGCUGGCUGCAGCUUUUAUGUUCCUGCACAGAAACACUCAGCAGGGUUUGCCGCUGUCAUGUCUUGUUCUGCUUUAAAUCCGUAAAAAAAAAUGUUGCCUCCUAUAAAUUCUGCAGAGAAGCUGUGUCAGGGCUGGCCAGGCGGGUCCCUGGGCACAGGACUUCACAGGCCAUUUAGAUUUGGCACUACACCCUCAUGCUGCAGAGUCACCCCAAAAAAAAAAAAAGAUUCCUUGAUAGAAAAGGUUUUCAUCGCUGCGAGCAUCUGUCCCUCAAGGACCCUUUUCCUCACAGCCUUUACUUUUCCCUGCUUUGGGGUGAAAUAGAGGGGUGAGAGCGACAGCGUGAGUGAGGAUCUCGCUCCAUCUUUAAGAGUGCCAGUGUCACUCUUCAGCCUUGAGUGAAACCUCAAACAGACAAUCCAAAGAAGCACUGCGUAAAAAUUGUUUGUAUGAAAGCGAAACAAUCCUCCUCGGUUUCAUUCUUCUGCCUCCUCUUCCUUUUUUUUGUGCUGUUUGUCUGCAGGCGACACAGAGUUGACAGCUCUGGUGGCUCCGGUCUCCGGAAAAAGAGGGGGAUUUAAUGAGCACAAUGAAAUCACCCUCCAAUCUGAGAAAGAGGGUUGCUCUUCUUAAUGUGCCCAUCAUCCAUUCACACUUCUCAAAACUCUUAAACGUCCAUCAGCAAGGGCGCAGAGACAGAGAGGAAGAGAGGGAGGUAAAUGAUGACUUCCUUGAAGUGUUUUGGGACGGUCGAUUGUCCUCAUGAGGUCCUCGGCUGUGAUAAGAGGGCGGCAGGACUGAGUGAUUGUUUUCAGUCACCGCUGAAACAGCAAAGGAAGAUUGCAAGUUUUCCUCUUUUUUUUUCUUCUUCUUCUUCCAGUGUGAUCAUUAGUGUCUUUCUCCUUGUUAUCCAUUUCACACACAUUGCAUCAGGGCAGGAUUUUCUGUAUCAAGUGCAGCUCGACAAGUUUGGAGUUACAAUCAUGAGGAAAAGGCGAGGGAUCUUAUAGUGAUCUGGCAGACAGGCCUGAUUUGAAGCAUCCGUCUGCUUAAAGAAGAAGAAGAAAAAGAAGAAGGGAAACUAGAUUCAGCUGAAGCUGUGUGUAAAUGACCUCUCAUUCAAACAGCUACACUCUCCCUCCAUGUUUCAGGAUUGAUUUAUAACUCACACGCACACCCGCCCUUUGUGUCUCCAUCUCUCUGCCUCUUGUCUUUGCUCUCCCUCUCCUCUCGUGUGUUUCCUCCCUGGGAAGCAUCCUGCUGACACUCUCUCCAAGGAGUCUUAUUGAUAUUCUUGGAGAGGCAUUGCAGGGGGAGAGAGAAAGAAAGAAAGAAAGAGGGGAAUGAAAGUCACACUGUAGCAGCAGACGCACUGCCUUCUAGUACCAACAACGGUAAAAAAAAAAAAAAAAGAAAGAAAAAGGGAAAAAAAUCACUAGUCGCCCAGCAGGGAUAUGUCAUCGUUCAUAUUGUCUGCUGCUCCGCUAACAGAAUCUCUCCUGCUUUGGAUCUGUAUUAUUAUUCAGCAGCACGUGGAAAAGCACUCUGCCAGUCAGAGAUUUUCAGUAAAGCUUUGGAGAUUCUUUCAUGUGGAGGGAUAUUGUAAAGAGAUUAAACCCCUAUUGUGAUGUAGAUGGGACACUUUUGUCACAGUGAAAACAAAAUAAUUAUAUUUGUGCAGACACCUAAUAGGACACAUCUAGAAAAGCUAGCCUAGAUAUCGAGAAAUAAGAUCUGACUGGUGGUUCCUUCUUACCUCUAAGUGAAGAUGUGUGACACUACCUUGGGUGAGGACUUUCCUGACUCCAAAGACGCUGUACAAAGACCUUUUUCUUCAGAGACCUGGGACAACUUUAUAAUGUUAACAUAUCUGUAGAGCUGAGUAGACACUCUCCAAACCAGUGCAAAAUGAACUCUAUAAAGAUGUAGACACUCUUCUAGUUGAUGGACUUGUUUGCCUUUUUUUAAGUUACAAGAAGGCAUCAAUGUUAUUUUCAGUGUGUUCUAUAACCAGCUUAAAUUAAUUGCUGUACUGUUUUGGAUUGUUAACUUUUCAAAACAAGCUGUAUUUCUUCCAAAAAAUAAUCUACCUAUUUAUUUACCAUCUCUCUUCUUUUAAAUGAUAUAACCUCAGUCUGGGUUUUAUUUUUCAAGUAUAUUUAGUCUUUAAAAGUAAUCAUAUUCUUAAAAGGACUGCAUAAAUACAGAACUCUAAGAGGACGAGCAUAAGCAUAAUGUGAUUGAUGCCAACUUUCACUUCCUGACAGUUUUCAGCACUCAGUGUUGGAAAGUAGUUCAGAUCAAAACUAGAGAGAGACCAAUCAGUCAGUCUGCUGAUUAAUCGCCCUGAUUAAUGGUAUUUUGACAUAAACUGCAUCAGCCCUCACAAGGCCGACGUCACCUCUCUCCUUUCUAAAGGAUAACACGUAGUUUGAACCCUAAAUGACAGCUUAUAAAAUCUUUAACUGCUCCCCAUAAGUGUUUUAUAUACAAUCUAUUUUUAGGUGUAGAUUGCAGUUUCCAUUGCCUCUGACAUAUAUAUCAUUUAUUGUCUGAAAUCUAUAGCAUAACCCUCUAUAUUUGUUUUUCUUUUGUUUUUUUUUUAAUUAAUGAUGAAUCACUGGUUGAGAAUCAAACUGAAACUGAUACUGAUGCCUCUGGGAAUUUCAAAAGCAGACAGGACCAUCAGCAACAAAUCUGACUUCACUUAAGUGAUUUAACUGCUUAAAACGCUGAGAGGGGUUAGGUGUCUAAAAAAGAUGAUGGGCAGCAGGUUAAAAACUGAAUUUUUUACUUCUUCACAGCAAAUCCUCACAGUAAAUGAUAGAUUUCAUUGUUAAUAGAAAAAAGGGUGAGGUAUCUGUCUGAAAACACUGCAUUACAACAACGAAUGCGGCAUCUAAUGUGAACGGAAUGCGUCCGUGAAGUGACCCGCAUGUGCACAAAGCACAAAGUGCUUUCUGCGCCUGUUUGUGUUGUCGAACAAUGGUGACGUUUGUCGCAUAUUGAUGACGUAUAGGUCGGAUGAACGCGACCUAAGCGUCCACACUGCAGUCACAUCAGAUACAUAUCUGAUUUAUAUCCACAUACAAAAGAGGCCUGGGUUGGAUUUGAAAAAAUCUGAAUUGCACUGUUCACACUUACACGUAAAAUCAGAUAUGUGUCACAUAAGGUUAAAAAAUCGGAAUUGACCUGCAGUGUGAACAUAGCCGUAUAUGUGUAGACUAUCAGGUACCACUUUGUCCAGAGAAGGCGACAAUAUCAACACAAAUCCAAAGUUCCUUAUAGUAGCUUUAAUGAUAAAAGUAUUUAAUGGUUUUCAAUAGAGGUGGAAGAAAAAAUUGAUGCAGCAUAGUAUCGCGAUAUUUUGUAUGGUGAUAUAUCGUAUUGUCUCAUUUACGAAGUAUCAAAAAAUGGAAAAAAUAAAAUCAUGUUUGUCCAGUGAGGUUGGCAGAGGUGACGUCAUAGAGCAGGAGAAAGUACAACAAAUAUAUGAAAGGUUUGCAAGAUGUGCUUCAUGAAAAUAAAUUACAGCAUAAAAAAGACAAAGAUAGAGGAAAGCCAAAAGCUAAAUUAGAGCUAAAAAUCGCAAUAAUAUUGUAUCGUGAGGCCACUGGUAAUCCCCACCCUUGGUAUUCAAUUUAAUAUCUAGUAUUACAAUAUAGUUUUAUUUCAUCAAGUGCUAACAGCGAGAUCAGUUUUGUAUAUUGACUACCAGCCAUCCAAAAAAAUGAUACAGGAGGGAAGCAUCUAGCUUCAAUAGAUUUGAUAAGUUAGCCUAUGAGUAUAUCUCAUCAUCUGAUAAACCACACUCGUACAAAACUAAGGUAUUUCCCUGUAUGCCUAUACUGACUUGGAUGCCACUGUUUGCUGUUUUACUGAAUAGGAUAGAUGGUGUGUGUGCGUGUGUCUUUGUGCUCUUAAUGAAACUAGACUCUGAAGUGAAGAAAAUUCUCAUCUAAUAGCUGCAUCAGAAAUAAACCACUGCCUGUUAAUAUGUCAGGUUACUUUUUUAAACAAAAUUCAACAACAACAAAAUUCUUUUAAAUAAGUUUUUUUUGUAAGUUUGAGUUUGACACUUUGAAAACUGCGAGCAGUUCAAGGACAACACCUUUUAGUAAAUCUAAUGAACUGUUUCAGAUAUUAAAUGAGAAAUAUUAGGGGAAAAAAGUUAACGUUGUCCUAACCUCAUUUUAAAAGAGUUAUUCUAUAAAUCUGAUCCAUGGUUAUAAAGAAGGAUUUUUUCCCUCUUUUUCUCACUGUUCUGUCAGAGAACAUUUUUGUAAAUGGUUUGAUUUCAAACAGAGUUUCUUUUCCUCUUACUCACCUGCGCUGUUAUUGAAGAGCAGUUGGUGAAAUCGUGUCUUUGUGAACUCUCUCCUCUGCGUGUGCUCUCAGGUUGUCCUUGAGAUCCAUCAAGGUUGGACAGGGGAGUCUUUUGAGAAAUCGUUGAUUUUACUUUUAAUAACAACAGAAAGUAUGACCCUUUAAAAGUGACCUGCUGAAUACAUUAGGAGGUGGAGGCUGAAAUGCUGUGGCAUGCUGUGGACAUGCCUCAUUGUUUAGAAAGAUGGGGAGUUGUAGUGAAAGCCAGUGACCUCCACUAUUAAUGCACCCCUGUUGUGGGCGUAGCCUUUCACUGAGUCACCCUGGCACACAGAAACAGCAUCACACAUAAAUCAAGCAACAUGUGUGAGGAGUGACUUUGUACCGUCUGACUCACACAUACAUGCACACCUUCUUCUCAAGCUGCACUCUCGGCAUGUGCCAGCCACUUCUCAUUGCCCUUUCUUUGCUCGCUGUAACUGACUUUAAUCCGGUGAGCGUUAUGACACAUUUUUGUCUAACUACAGUGUCGGCUCCGAGCCAGGGGGUUGCUGGGACUAAUUUGACAGCUGCCACGGCUCAUUAUCUAAUAAAGGGGACAGUUCUUGGCCCUGCAGUUUAAAAAGCAUUAGUGUAGAUGUUAUUUGUAAUAACCUCACACUUUGCAGGCUGUCAUUGUGUUAAUGUUUGUUCCUCAAGAUGAGAGGGGGCCUAGCUUCUAUUUAAGAAGUGGCACUGCUUCAAUUUAUUUCUAUUGUCUUUGAAAAAAAGAUCAGCAAUAUGUCAGUUCCUAUUCCAAAUACAGAUGUCCUCUCCGUUUGUCUCUUACAGACCCGGCCAUGGACUCCUUCAGCACCAAGAGCUUAGCCUUGCAGGCGCAGAAGAAGCUGAUGAGUAAGAUGGCCACGAAGAGCGUGGCCAACCUCUUCAUUGACGACACCAGCAGCGAGGUGCUGGAUGAGCUGUACCGCGUCACCAAGGAGUACACCCACAACCGCAAAGAGUCCCAGAAGAUCAUCAAGAACCUGAUCAAGAUGGUGGUGAAGCUGGGAGUUCUCUACAGAAACAACCAGUUUAACACCGAGGAGCUGAUUCUGGUGGAGAACUUCAGGUACGAUACAGCACAUAAGGGCUGCACGAUAUAUCGUUUGAGCAUCGUCAUCGCGAUGUACGUGUGUGUGAUAGUCACAUUGCAAAGCCUGCGAUAUAGGAGGCGAAUGAACACAUCUAAUUUCAAGGGUAGCUGAUUGACAUACACCACAUGUGACUCUACAUGGGCUGUACAGCGAUCCAUCAAUCACAUUCGUUCUUUACUCAGUUGCCAAUCCGACUGCCCUACCAGCUGUCAAUCAAAAUCAGAGAGGAGGAAACGGUGUCGGUGUUGUGCAGAGAAACGGGUGUCCGCUGAGAAUUACUUUGAGAACAUUCUUCAUCACUGUUUAGCCCAAGAAAUAAAAACUGUAUGGGUUUGAAAUGAUGCAUUUCCAUGGACAACUCUACUAUAAGCGGUGCGUGUUUUGCGAGGUACAUGCAAUUCUCGGCGGGCAUAAGUUUCUUAUCACAACACCGGUAACAACAACAAGAUUGCAAAAUAAGCAACAAACAAGAGACAACCACCAAAAAUGAAGACUUGUUGCUAAAAAGAAAAGGAAAGUCAGUUAUCUGGAAUUAUUUCAGUUACAAAAAGGAUGAUGUCGACCAAAACACCUGUUCUGUGUCGGCAGUGCCUUUCACCUGUUUCCACAAUAACGUCCCAGCACAAUAAAAGCUAAAAAUAUCUCUGAGACAGACAGAAGCCAUUCUACUAACAUUCACAAAAGAGGAAAGAUCAGUGCAGGUUAACUGUCCACAAGAUUUCAGCAGUGCAGCAUAACAUAAAGUGCUAUUCAGGUCAUCUGGUGAAAAUCCCUUUAUUUUGUAAUAUCGCAGUAUAUAUCGCAGGGUUGAAAAAAAUUGCCAUGUUAGUUUUUCCAAUAUCCUGCAGCCUUACAGCACAUACGUCUUACGAAAGUGGAAGCAAAAUAUCUGAAGAACUCCUUAAACAGAGUGUCUCACACCAAUAUCAGAAUCAGAAUCAGAGUGCCCUUUAUUGACAUCAUACUGACGAGAUUGGAGAACUUCUCUAUUUCCAGUGCAAUAGAUACAAAAAAAAAGAAAAACAGAAACGAAUUAAGAGUACAAAAUAGUUGUAAGAAAAACAAAAGGUACAAAAUAUUUACAAGAUAAAAUUCUCCAGUGCAGUGCAAACAGUGCAAUGAAAACUAUAUACAAGAAUAAGAGGAGGAUAAAUAUUAAGAAUAAUAUACAUAUAUAUGUUUAUAUAUCUUGUUAAAAUAUACAUGGACAUGUAUUGCACAGGUUAAGGAUAUAGAAAUGUAUCACCCACAGCUUGAAGAUGAGCAUCAUUUUGAGCCUGCAAUGGUUAAAAUUUAAAUACAUUUUAACUGGUUUCUGGUUACUCUGGUUCCUACCAGUGUUCAAUUGUUUCAUCAAAUAGAUGUGCACACCCCUAGUUGGUAUUUUCAAACUCAAAUAUGUCAGCAAGCUGCUGUCAGUAUCUUGUGCAAAGCGAGGCAAAUACUUCCUGUUCUUGCUCUGCAAAGUACACACACAUAAGAAAAGUGUCAGUUCUUUUGUCAUAUUUCUAAAAUUAGGACACCAACAUAGCUCCAACAUGGUCAACACUAAACCACUGUCAGAUUCUACCAGCUAUUAAAAUAUUGUUUCAAGGCGUAUCUGGAUUUGACAGAUCUUCAGCUGGUCCUGGUUGAGAGAUUCAAGCAGAAAAAAAAGUCUGCAGCCAAGUAUGUUUUAAUGUGCUGAUGGUGGCAAAUUAAGGAAAUUGUCUUUCACAUCAGUUUAUAUAUUACCCACUAAAAAAGUAAAAGGCAGCUUGGAGGCAUUUGAAGCUGACAUUAGUGCACAGUAUGGAGAAUGGUGAUUGUGUUAGCAUGGAGAUGCAUCGCUGUGAAGGACAAUCCUUUAACUGAUGGGGAGUGUGUGUGUGAGUGUGUGUGUGUCUGUGAGUGUGUGUGUGGUUGGGGGAGGGGGGGUGAAACUUUUCAAAAGAAAAUCAUAAGACAGCAGUUUCUAUUUUUACUUGCCUCUGACUGCUGCUCCAGUCAGAAUUAGAAACUGACAGCCUCUCUUCUCUCUUCUGUCGUCUCACAGGAAGAAAGUUCACACUCUGGCCAUGACGGCGGUCAGUUUCCACCAGAUCGAGUUCACCUUUGACCGCCGCGUCAUGAGCGCCAUUUUAAAUGAUUGCCGUGAACUGCUGCACCAGGCCAUCAAACGCCACCUGACAGCCAAGAGCCACUCCCGAGUCAACCACGUGUUCAAUCACUUCGCCGACUGUGAUUUCCUAGCGGCUCUGUACGGGCCCUCUGAGGUUUACCGCGCUCACCUGCAGAGGAUCUGUAACGGGGUCAACAAGAUGCUCGACGAAGGGAAUCUCUGACCACACCUUUACCUCUAGUCACCCUCAAAUUUACCAUCAUGCAGCAACUUUUUUUUUUUUUUUUUUAAGGUGACAAUGACGAACAAUUUAUUUCACGUAUCCUGCUUUGUGUUGUGUGCCUUCAGCCAUUACUGUAACACUGAAACUCUCUUCGCUAGUUUGUCCAAAGUCGGAUUGUUUUGUUAAUCUACAGCAGAUGUUUUAUUUUGAAUGAAUGUAGAAACUCUAAGCUCUUAUCAGUAUAUUCAGGGGUAGGAGCCGUGACAACUGUGCCUUCGAAUACAUAUUUUUAUCUUCAUUCCAAGGGCAGCUUGCUUGCUCUCUUACUCAAUCACACAGACAUGAAUCCAGGCACAGGCCUCCUGUUUUAUCUCUGUAAGGUGCUUAGAACGGACAAAUUGCUCUCGGAGCGCCUGAAAAAAGUGAAUUUAUAUCUUUUUCAAAUACCCAAGGACACAUAAAAGUGAUUUCUUUGUUUGUUUGUGUCUUUAAGUACAAUUGCACUCAAUCUUGAACAAGCGCUGUACUGUACAUCCCUGCAUACAUGUAACUAUGUGAAGCAACACAAUAAUCCCGCUUACCCUGCAUUUCACAGCUCCCACCGUCGCGCACUGAAGUCCACUUUCUCUAGAAGGCACCUAUAAACCUAGUUUUGCUUUAUAAUAGCCCGGUUUAUAGCCACCGCAUCAAAGAUGAAGUAUUUGGGUCAGGGUGGGACCGUAAACAUGAAGGAAUCUGGUUCUACUGGGCAUUGUUGACUCAAACGUCUUGCUGGCUUUGGGCUUUUCUGCUCUGACAAACUUCUUUUUCGGUUUAAUAAAUGUCAAAAACACAGCAGGGGUGCCACACAAUGAGGCGUCAGGUGCAAGGCUGCCCUGUCAGUUUGUCAGAGGGGGAAUAAAGCAUGAGUACAGCAGAAAUACUCAUCAUAAUAGAUGUUUGAGCCUGGGGUCAGUCUCGUUUCAGGUUUAUCGGUAUUGCCACGGGUUCAUCCAUAAAAGCACAAAAACUGUGGUUCAAAUUCUGAUGGAUCUGGACUAGAAAGACUCCCCAUGAGCAGUCAGAUGAAAGGCUGGACCAAAACUGUAGCUCUGUAUCUAUGAAAAGGACCAGGCAGGGUAUACAGAGAUUAGAGCAGAGACAAACACAGUACCUGAUUGUACUCUCCCUCUGCAAUUAUAGCUCCACACUCCAGGGUGGUAUAAUGGCCCGGAGCCUGCCUCUGUCGAGCCGCCUCUCCGUUUUUGAGCACACAGCAGCCUCAUGUAAUGUGAUGGAGAUUACCAUCACUGUUUGUGAGAUGCAAGUCCUUUUAAUGGAGUGAAAGAUGCUGUUGUGUUUCUUCCAUAUAAAGGAGCAUAUGAAUAGUUACUACUAUCCCUCUCUAACCUCACAUAAUAGCUGUCUUUCCUUUUUGUCUAUGUGUUUUUGUAUCACUGAGCCUGUCUGGGAGAUUGUUUUGUGCUGCGGCCUCAUUUUGUAUUCUGCAUGUGUGUGUGUGUGUAUGUGUGUUUGUGUGCGUACCUGUGAGAGAAUUGGAAAUUGAGCCGUGUAAUAAGCGCUGUGCUUUUCCAGAUAGGAUUGCUGAAACUUUAACUCCAUCCACAGCAGCUCUGCCAAAGAAAAGAAGACUGAUGUCACUUCAAAUGGGGUCUCUUUCCGGGGGAACAUUUCUGAAAAACAGUGUGCACUUGAUGAUUAUAACUCUGCUUAUGGUGAUAAUGAAGACAAAGGUGGUGGCUGUUGUGGAUUUCUUUUUUUUUUUUUUAAAUAUGUCUUUUUAAUUCUUCGAUGACUUCCCUGAGUCUCGUUCUCAUUUGUCGGACCCCGUUGACUCCUGCUACACUAUUUUGGCAGGCUUUGAAGUAAAUCCUUUUUCCUAAUUCCCCCCAAAACAGUUGACUUUAAUUGUCUUUGGAUGUCAUUUUCUCCAAUCCCUCCACAUCUCAGGGUUAGUUUAAAUCUCCCCUUGGUUUAAAAUGCAUGACACACUUUGCAGAAAUCACCACAAACCUCUGCAACAGCCCCACUCGUUUUUCUGAGUCCUUGAAACGAAACAUUCAGAUCUUGAUGCUUUUUUUACUUUUGUGAACUGAGAACUGUUUAAUUGUCACUUGUGUACAUAUAACUGUUAUUGUGUCUCUAUAUUGUACCCAGGCACAACAAAUAUAAUGCAAAUAUACUUUUUUUUAAAGAAUAAAUUUCUUGUCUUUUUU